GGUGUGCUCGUUGUAUCUAAGCAGGAUGGUUUUAUUUUCGACGGUCCUUGAAUGCAGCACGGAGGCAGCGCGGGAUUGCGCGAGCGCCCUCCUCCUCCCUCCUCCUCGCGCCUCGCCGCGCGUGUGCCCGCCGGUGAGGGCGCGCGCACGGGAGGUGGCGGGGGGUUGUGCUCGCUCCUGCUCUCUCUGCUCUCUGACCCCAGUGGCAGCUCCGACUCACUGCACUCCGGCUCCCCCUCCGUCGGACCGAGGCUGCUCUCUCUCUCUCCCCCGUUGUCUGUCAGUGUCUCUCGCCCUGCUCUCCGGCUCUCUCCCCCUCGCUCUCUUGUCUGGUUUCUUUCCACAGGAGCCAGCCGAGGUCCCGCCGGGUCGAAGGUUCUGCCCUAUCCGCCCAGACUGCCGCAACCCCCGGACGGCCGCGUUCGAACUACCCGCUCUCCUGCUGCUGCCGCAUGGACCCGCGUCCCUCCGCCGCUGCUGCUGCCGCCGCCGCCGCCGCCGCGUAGAGGGCGACCCCGACCCGACACUCUUUCUCCGGCCAGAUAAAAACGCACAAAAACCCCACACGACGAAGACUGCAGUGUGUCGUGGUCGUGUCAGUCGGCCGGGUCGCUGCUGCUGCUCCUGCUGCCGCUGCUGCUGCUGGGAGACUUCCUGGGCUUCUUGAGCAGCUCUGAAGGAUGACCGCUGCACGGCUCGCUGCUGAAUCCCGGUGAACGAACGGCGUCUCAUGUCCAAACGGCGGAAGGAUGGCUCAUGGCAAAGUGACCAUCACGGUGGACGAGUACAGCUCCAACCCCACACAGGCCUUCACACACUACAACAUCAACCAGAGCCGCUUCCAACCUCCACAUGUCCACAUGGUGGACCCCAUUCCUUAUGACACUCCCAAGCCAGCAGGACACACCAGGUUUGUGUGUGUGUCAGACACACACUCGCGUACAGACGGCAUCCAGAUGCCCUACGGCGACGUGCUGCUACACAUGGGUGACUUCACCGAGCUGGGCCUGCCCUCCGAGGUUAAGAAGUUCAACGACUGGCUAGGUGGCCUCCCGUACGAGUUUAAGGUGGUGAUCGCUGGAAACCACGAGCUGACCUUUGAUAAGGACUUUAUGGCCGAGCUGGUCAAGCAGGAUUACUACCGAUUCCCCUCAGUGUCCAAACUGAAACCAGAGGACUUUGACAAUGUCCAGUCGCUCCUCACAAACUGUGUGUACCUGCAGGACUCGGACGUCACCAUAAAGGGAUUCCGGAUAUACGGGGCGCCAUGGACUCCGUGGUUUAACGGCUGGGGGUUUAACCUGCCUCGGGGUCAGUCUCUGCUGGAUAAAUGGAACCUCGUCCCUGAAGGCAUCGACAUCCUGAUGACCCACGGACCUCCUCUCGGUUUCCGAGACUGGGUUCCUAAGGAGCUGCAGCGAGUCGGCUGUGUGGAGCUGCUCAACACGGUCCAGAAGAGGGUGCGACCCAAACUUCAUGCCUUCGGAGGCAUACACGAAGGCUACGGGAUCAUGACAGACGGCUACACGACGUUCAUCAACGCGUCAACCUGCACCGUCAGCUUCCAGCCCACCAACCCCCCCAUCGUGUUCGACCUGCCCAACCCCUCCAGCUCCUGAGACCAGAGGACGGGGGUGGGGAGGGUCACGGGCUCGAGAAACUACUUUUUUUCUAUAAAUAUGUCAAGUUUAAAAAAAAAAAUCUAAGUGUUUCUUUGCAAACUUUUGGUCUUCUCCAAGCUGUUGUUGAGAUUGAGAAGAUUUGGAGACGUGGGACGGGGUGGGGAGUUUGUCGGGGAGGGUUAAAGGAGAAUACCGGUGUUAUUUUCUUUUCUUUUUUCUUAUUGUGCCAACAGUGCUGGUUUCCCUCUGAGAGUUUGUUGUUCUACACACAGUCAGUGCAGUUGCAGAUAUCAGGAUUUGUUUUUCAAGAAUGUUUUUCCGUCUGAAAAACAACUGCCUCAAAGCGAGAUAAUCCCCGCAGAAACUUUGUCCUGAUUUCGUCAUGCAGAGUUCAGCAUUUUUACAUCAACGCUACUUAACGUUAAGCACCUGACAGUAACGGGAAGAAAUGGAAACUUCAUCAAAGAAAUAAUCUUUUAAAAUAUACAUUGCCUGCAGAAUAGACAAGAGCCAUGAUGUAAGGUGAUUUUUUUUGAUCAUUCACGUUAUUUUUCAACAUAACUAGCUCAUUUUCUUGAGAUCACAAAUCAGUAUUUUGGGGGUUUACAGGAAAAAACAUUUCUGACUUUAUUUCUUUUUGUUUAUUUUUGUGGUCACAAAAGUUACAACUUCAUGAUCAGAGAGAAACAAAACACAUGGAAUAAUUUCCACUCUUGUCCUCUCUCAUUACCAUCACAUCUGCAUGUUUUUGUUAAUUGCCAUUUUUGUUAAAAACAUAAAUAAAUAAAAAGGAUUAAAAAAAAAGAACAUGAAUUAAUGUCAGAAUAAGUAUGCAAUGCAAAAUUAAUUUAGGGGGCAUGUUUAACUGAGCUACGAGUGACGCCGGUAUUCUCCUUUUGUCAGAGGGAUUUUGUGGUUAAACAAUCUUGCUCUUGAUAAAUAUUGGUCAGAUCUGUAAGAUAAAUGAUGCUUUGUGAAUUUGUACAAUUUCUUUGUGUUUGGUUUGCAUUGGCCGGACAAUGGAUGCCAUUGUUUUAUGUUGUAUCAUCUGAUAUUUUGUGUUUAGGUCUUUUUUUUUUCUUUUUUUUCUCGUCAGUUCCUCUUUUCUUAUUGGCUGACAGGGACGCUGCCUUAAACUAGCUUUAAUGUUCUCAGCUAGAGCCCCACUCUCUGCGAGCUCAGAGAAAAGUCCUUAUUUAUUAUCCCGCAAAACAACACCUGACUAACGCAGGGACAGGAAGCUAUCAAAUUACAGCCCGAAAAAUUAACUUUGUACCAUCGCAUUAUGGAUUUCUGAUCUAAUUUGGAAAAUGUAUGUUAUAAAAUAUAUAAAUAUAUAUAUUAUAUAUUCAUGUUGUAAAACAUCUGUACUAAAAGUUGUGUUUGACAAAAAAAAAUGGUGCAUUUUUUUUUCUGUAUGCACCUGUAUAAUUGACUUGUUUCUUUAAUGCUCCCAUCAGACGCUCUUUCUUUAAUGUUUUUUGUAUCGACUCUCCCAGUAGGGUAGACAUUCAUUUGGAUGAGAGAGGAAAAUUUGUCAGAGUCACAAUCUAACAGGUGCUGGUUGUUCCCAACAACACGCCUGCCUAAACCUGGUAAAGUUGUCCUUUAAAGUGUAAAUCUGAUAGUAUUUGUGUUUUAUUGCUUUCUUUUUCUAAUUUUGCACUGUGUGUAAAUGCAAUCUUGCUAGCACAAAAAAAAUGUUGCCAAUAGUUGUCUCAACUUUGCCGCUGUAAAUGCUCUUUCCGUGCUCUGUUCCUCUCUCGCUCUUUCUCUGAUUGUAUCCCUCUUCAUGGAAAUGUUAGUUCUCUCUUUCAGUUCAUUGUGAUAUAUUUAGCUGCCUUUAUAUGCAAAUAAAAUUGCAAGAUUUUUACUUAUGGA
Plectropomus leopardus (leopard coralgrouper) is the source of this 3503-nucleotide messenger RNA. RefSeq names its product metallophosphoesterase domain containing 2a (gene mpped2a). The record is from RefSeq and is a predicted model, not a curated record. Lineage: Eukaryota; Metazoa; Chordata; Actinopteri; Perciformes; Serranidae. Gene Ontology annotation, molecular function: hydrolase activity.